Messenger RNA from Drosophila willistoni, 2555 nucleotides. Its product is annotated as ESF1 homolog. Lineage: Eukaryota; Metazoa; Arthropoda; Insecta; Diptera; Drosophilidae. Gene Ontology annotation, molecular function: RNA binding. Gene Ontology annotation, biological process: rRNA processing. The coding region runs from base 74 to 2473 and encodes 799 amino acids. The transcript has a single exon. Gene Ontology annotation, cellular component: nucleus. The record is from RefSeq and is a predicted model, not a curated record.
UGUCGCCGUACCGCACGUGUUGAUAUUUGAUUUUUGUAUACGACUUGCCGAUUGGACGUUUAAAAAUAUUGAAAUGGCCAAAGAUAAAGAGAAGAAAGCUAAAUUAAAAGGAAAACCCAAGGAACGAGAGCCUGAGAAAGCAAAGUCAUUCACAUCCUCUACAGCGCUCCAAGUGCCUACCAAUGGCAACGGCGAACCGUCCACCUCAGGAAUAUGGAAAGAUACCCGCUUUCAGCAUUUGCUGGCGGAUCCUCGAUUCCGGGGAGUGCCCAAGGUGCAGCGUAAGGUGAAGAUUGACAAACGUUUCGAGGGCAUGUUCACCGAUGACAAAUUUAAAGUCAAGUAUACAGUGGAUAAAUAUGGCAGGCCAAUUAAUAAAAGCAAUGCGGAGGAUUUAAAAAAGUUUUAUGAACUGGAUGAAAGCGACGAAGAGGACGACAAUAAUGAUGUGGAAAAGGAAAAGACGGAUGUUGCGAAAGAGGGAGAGGUGGAGGAGGACGAUGAGGAGGCCAAGGAGCGCCGUUUGGAGGAACUAGCAUUGGUGCAUGAAGAUCGCCCUGAAAAGGAUGACUUUGGCAAUGAUCUUUUGGACAGUGAUGGCUCUGAGGAGAUACCGGAGACAUUGCGGCAGCGUCUGACAAACCCAAAUAUUGAUUAUGCUCGUGGUGAAGGUCGUCUCAUGAGUGAUUCCUCCUCUGAUGAUGAUUCCGAUGCAGAUGGCGACGACGAGGGACCUGAGUUGCAGAUAGAUCAUGUUUGGGGUGAAUUGGAUAAUGAUGCAGAAACAACUGAGGAAUCGACCAAACGUUUGGCCAUAUGCAAUAUGGAUUGGGAUCGCAUUAGAGCUGAAGACUUAAUGGUGUUGCUAAGCUCAUUUCUACCAUUAGGUGGCAGUGUCCUAAGUGUCAAGAUUUAUCCCUCUGAAUUUGGUAAGAAACGCAUCGCCGAAGAGGAUAUGCAUGGACCAACGGAACUUAUCAAAAAGAGUGGAGAGGACGACGACGAGGAUGUCAGUGGUGAUGAUGAUGAUGAGGACGAGGAGGAUCUGGUUAAAGAGCAGGACAGUGAUGCCGAGGAAGGGGAUAACUAUCAUAUGGAAAAAUUACGCGAAUAUCAGCUUAAUCGUUUACGUUAUUAUUAUGCUGUGGUCGAAUUGGAUAGUGUGGAGACAGCCGAUAAGAUAUAUAAGGAAUGUGAUGGCAUUGAAUAUGAAAGUUCUGCCACACGAGUGGACUUACGUUUCAUACCAGAUGAUACGACAUUCGAUGAGGAUGAACCCACACAAGAGUGCUAUGAAAUGCCGGAUUCCUCUUCGUAUAAGCCUCGACAAUUCACUACUACGGCACUGCAACAGGCUAAGGUGGAUUUAACGUGGGAUGAAACGAAUCUGGAGCGAAAGGAAUUGGGUGAUAAGCUAUCAUCGGGCAAAGUAGAUAAACUAAAUGACAAGGAACUGCGUCAGAUAGUCAACUAUAGCAGCGAAGAAGACGACGACGACGAUAAUGAUGAAGCAGAGCUCGAUAAAGAUAUAGUAAGUCAGCCUGAAGAAAGUGUACAAAAACCGGAGGAGAAAAAGAAACUAUCGAAAAAAGAACGUAUUGAGAAAUAUAGAAGUCUAUUAGCAGAAAUCAAUGAACAGGAAACCAAAUCGAAAGGUCAAAAAUAUGAAAUGGAAAUGUCCUGGCAGAUAGAUGAUCCUGCUGUUGAGCAAAAGGUAAAGGAAGAGAAGUCAGAAUCUAAACAGAAUCUGACACCCAUCGAGAAAGUCAUACAAAAGCGUAGUGAAAAGAAUAAACAGCGCAAGGAGCAGCGACGACAAAGGCAAAUCGAGUCCAACGGUGGAGUUAAUGGUGAUAAUUCCGAUUCCGACUCCAUACCCGAUGGUAUUGAUAUGAAUGAUGCUUAUUUUGCCGAAGAGUUUGCCUCCGGUGACUAUCAGCCCGCCAAAACCAAAAAGUCGACGACGAAAAAACAAAAGAAGAAGACCAACCGUGAAUUGGAUGAGGAUGAGCAAAAGCAGGAACAGGAAUUAGCUCUAUUGCUGGAUGAUGCCGAUGCCGAUGAGAAGCAACAUUUUAGUCUUACAAAAAUUCUCAAGGAAGAGCAAUCGACUGAGGGAUCCAAGCGCAAACGUCGCAAGCAAUUGAAAAAGGCGAAAAAUCAAAAGGAAUCCAAAGAGCCCGAAGAUAAUUUCAAAUUAAACCUUGAUGAUUCGCGUUUCAAGGCCGUCUACAAGUCCCAUGAAUAUAACAUUGAUCCCACUCAUUCCCAUUAUAAGGCCACCAAGGGUAUGCAGGAGAUCAUAGGCGAGAAGCUGAAACGUCGUCACAAUCAGGUGGAAAAGAGCAAACCUAACGGGGAUGGCGUUGCGGAUGAAGAUCAGGACAAGCCCAAGCGAUCAAAGCAACAGUUGGAGCAAAACGCUUUGGUCAAGAGUCUUAAGAUGAAAUUGCAACAGCACAAAAAACUUUAAGCCAUCAUCUCUUCGAUUAGUUUUGUUUGUUUAUGUAAAACUUAGUUAGCAUUACAAAAUAAAUUUGUAUAUGAAACCAGAA